Molecule: messenger RNA, 4032 nt
Organism: Prinia subflava (tawny-flanked prinia)
Lineage: Eukaryota; Metazoa; Chordata; Aves; Passeriformes; Cisticolidae
Gene: CFAP69
Product: cilia and flagella associated protein 69
Exons: 31
Biological process (GO): olfactory behavior; positive regulation of flagellated sperm motility; response to odorant
Cellular component (GO): sperm midpiece; non-motile cilium
Molecular function (GO): GTP binding
Source: RefSeq, a predicted model, not a curated record
UCAUGGUGGCCUCUCAUGCAGGGUUUUUUCAUGAUUCCUUGUUCUGGAUCGACCGGCCUCUUCCCUUCAGCUGCCCAGCGUGCGGCAGCCGCCGAGCCUCUGCCCCGGACGGGCUGGGGACAUGGUUUUCUCGCCGAGGUCGCGUUCACUUGGUGGGCAGCAGCCCAAGUGACUUUUCUGGCAGGGCGGCGGAGGCCGCCACACGCGGGGAAGGCGGCAGGAGAGCCGGGCCGGGCCGGGCGGAGGCGCCGCGCCGCUCCCAUGGCAACGGCCGGGCCGCGCUGCGCCCGCGGAGCCGCCAUGGCCUCGCUGGCCGCGGCCGAGGCCCCUCGGGCCGCCUCCCGCUCCCCAGCCCGCGGCUCCUUUCGCAGCGGGGGCACGAACGCCCCGCACACCGCCCAGAAUACACUCUUGAGAUCAGUGGAUUUGAAUCACGUCAUCACCCUGCUCAAAGGUUCGGGCUCAAAAGAUUUGGAAAAAGAGCAGCUGAAAACUCUUAAGAAGGUAGUCAAGCAUUUUGAAAAUGGGCUUCCCCUUAAAGAUGUAGCACAAAUUACUGAAAUUCUUGACCUGUGUGCAGAAAAAAUGAAUGAACAAGAAGCUUUUACUGAGCCUUUAUGUGAACUUAUUAAAUUGUUUGGGUUACCAUUUCAGAAAAAGAAAUCAUCUGAUGAGGUAAACUAUUCCGUUGAAGUUUCACAAUCCAUUGCACAACUGGGUUACUUGAUGAGAGUGCCAAGCUCUCAAGUUAAAAUACAAAUCUGUAAGACUAUUGUUAGCUUUUAUAAUAUGGAGCUACCAGGAAAACUACUUCCAGGUUACCAGCCAACGAGUGCAAACUAUAAAAUCCGGAUGACUGAAGGAGGAUUAGCAGAAUCUCUUGUUUUGUCACUAGCAUUAGUUGAAAAUCAACUUACUGAGAAGUUGUGGGUACUUAAAGCUCUCCAGCAUCUUUCCACCUCUGGAAAAAAUUGUGGACAAAUGGUGAAGGCCCAAGCAGCCAGCAGGAUUUGUUUGUAUCUCAAUGGUGCUGAUCCCUCAGGACAGCUGGUGUUCCGUUCCUCAGAUAUCCUAUGGAACCUGCUAGAAAACGCCUCAAAAGAGGAAGUUGUUAAUCAGCUCAGGAGCUUGGAAUGUGUACGUGCUUUGAAAGAAGUAUUUUCAGACCUUGUCACGCACGGCUUCCAGCACUGCGAUCAUCAGCUACGCAAUGACCUCCUGGUGAUUGCCACAUUACUAGCUGAAAGCCCUGCAGUACCUAUGAUUGAAAGUGGAUUUGCAAAGCUCUUGAUAGUACUUGCAACAUUUACUGAAGUUAAACUUCCCAAUCUCUUGGUAAAGGGUUUUAAAUUUACCAACUCAUAUGAGGAUUUUGAGAUGAAGAAGUUACUGUUUAAUGUAAUAGGAAUUUUAUCUAAAGACCCAUCUGCUGCACAGCUCCUCAGUGAAAAUCACGUGAUGCCAGCUUUGCUUUAUUAUGUAAAACGAAAUCAAAACUCUGGAUUUCCUGACUGGUCUGCUACCCAAUAUGAAGAAUUACAGCUUCAUGCAAUUGCUGUUUUAGCUUCAGUGGCUCCUGUGUUAGUUGAUAAAUAUUUGUCCUGCCAAGCGAAUACUCUUCUCCUGAUAUUUCUUGAAUGGUGUACAGGCCAAGAUCCUUUCUUUGGUCGAGGGAACAGUUUCCAUGGAACAGGUGGUCGUGGCAACAAACUUGCACAGAUGCGGUACAGCCUCCGAGUGCUGAGAUCUGUUGUGGCCCUUUAUGAUGAUGCUGUGAGCAUUAAUUUGUGUGACCAGGGAGCAAUUAGCCAGCUACUGGACAUCUUAAAGUAUGCAGCAGACAAAUCUAAAGAAAAAGAAACUACCAUUCUACUGGAAAUCCAAGCUGACAUAUUAUUUAUUUUGUCUGUUCUCUGUGAAAAUAAUGUCCACAGAAAGGAACUCUUCAGCUGUGAAGGAAUUGGUAUACUUAUCCCAUUCUUUACCAUGGAUCCAAGGAAGUUAUCUAGUGGAUUAGGCCACAAUUGUCUCCUCCUCAGUGCACUCGACUGCUUGUGGUCCUGUGUCAUUGGAUGUUGCAUUGCAGAGGACUCUUUUAUUGAAAAACAGGGUAUUUUUCUCCUUCUGGAUUUGUUGGCAUUAAAGGAAAAGAACCUGUGCAAUAUAAUUCUUGGAAUCUUGGUUGAAUUUUCUGGCAACCCUAAAACCACUGUGCACAUGAGCAUCUGGCGAGGGAGGAGAGAUCAAACAGCAGCUAACCUUCUAAUACAGUUAUGGAGACAGGAGGAGUUGGAUUUGGGAGUCAGACGUCAUCCAAAUGGAAAGAUUGUUGACACUAAGAGACCUAUUGUAACCAGCUUCCAGAAGCAGCAAAAGAUCAUCCCACUGCCUGCCAGCUGUCCCAGUUUUGCCAUCAUGGAAAUUUCAGAGAGCAUACGGGCAAAAGUUUAUUCAUUAUUUUGCAAGCUCGGUUUUGAAAAUUUACCUGGCUUAUCUGCUAAGGAUUUGGUUACACUUGCUAUUAUACAACAUUAUAUUGACUUUAAAGUUGGAGAGGUUUGGCAUGAAAUACAUGCAGAAGUAAAAGAGGAAUUCAGGCCUGUUACACCAGAUGAGAAAGUCUUGGAAGUUAUUUCACAUUUCUCAGAAAAUACUGGAAAUACAGUUUAUGCUCUGCAGGGUGAAGUGCUUGAAAGACAACUCCACCACGAAAUCCAGGAAGAGAAAAGAAUUUACAAAGAAAUCAAAGCUAGCCAAAGACAGAGAGAAAUGAUAAAUAAAUCUUGGGAAAAUUUCUUGACUCGGACAUCAAACUUUGAGGCAUUGAAGAAAGCAAGAAGGCGUCAGCAAACAUUAAUAGAGGCUUCCAGAUGUAAACCAGAGAGUGAAAAUGAACUAGAAUAUUCUAUUGAUAUUCCAAAACUCCAUAUAACAUACAGCAACUUCAUAGACAAUUUGCGGGUCUAUGUGAGAGGAGGAACUGGUGGAAUGGGUUAUCCUAACCUGGGAGGGGAAGGAGGAAGAGGUGGUGAUGUCUGGUUCGUCGCCAAAGAAAGGACUACCUUAAAGAGCAUUAGAGAGAAAUAUCCCCACAAGCGAUUUGUAGCUGGAACAGGAGCCAACAGCAGUGUUAAAGCUCUAAAAGGUGAAAAAGGAAAAGAUCGUGAAGUUCAUGUGCCUUUGGGAAUUUCAGUUCUUGAUGAUGAUGGCAAGCAGAUUGGAGAGCUUAAUGCAGCAGGAGAGAGAUUCUUGGCAGCUCGUGGAGGUCUUGGAGGCUCUUUGGCUACAAACUUUCUGCCUUGCAAAGGUCAGAGGAGAACUGUUCACCUUGAUUUGAAACUUAUAGCAGAUGUUGGCUUAGUUGGGUUUCCAAAUGCGGGAAAGUCAUCCUUGUUAAGCAAGAUUUCUCAUGCCAAACCUGAGACUGCAAAUUAUGCAUUCACAACAAUACAGCCUGAACUAGGAAAGGUCAUGUAUGCGGAUUAUAAGCAGAUUUUAGUAGCUGAUCUUCCAGGACUGAUUGAAGGUGCACAUGCAAACAAAGGAAUGGGACACAAAUUUCUCAAACAUGUUGAAAGAACUAAACAGCUUCUCUUAGUUGUUGAUAUUUCUGGGUUUCAGCUGUCUAUCAAGACUCAAUUCAGAACAGCCUUUGAAACAAUACUGCUUCUAACAAAGGAACUGGAGCUGUACAAAGAGGAACUUGUAACAAAGCCUGCACUUCUUGCCAUCAAUAAAAUGGAUUUGCCUUGUGCAAAGGAUAACUUGGAUGAACUUAUGACACAGCUAGAGAAUCCUCAGGACUUCUUACACUUACUAGAGGAAGAAAUGAUUCCAGCAAAUAUGCUUGAAUUCAGAGAGGUGAUUCCUAUAUCUACGUAUACUGGAGAAGGAAUUGAGGAACUGAAAACAUGUCUCAGAAAAUCCAUAGAUGAGCAAGCAGAGCAGGUGAAUGAAGAAUAUCGGAAAAAGAAACUCCUGCUUUUACAAACUUCCAAAGAAGAACAAAUGAAUAGAACCUGACAUUCCUGA